GCAGUUUAGUUUGAGAGGGCUUUCGCAACACAGUCAAUGGAAAUUCGACUGGGCAGAUUCAACCGUCGACUGGUGUAGAUGGCGAAUGGCAGAUACUCCCUGCCCGAUCCUGGGAGGGUGAUUUGAAUGAGUUGGAUGUAAAUGACGGGGUUGCACUGGUCGGUGUGAUAUUUUUGGUGCCAUCUACCUGGCAGAGGUUUCCUGAAGAGCCGACACAGAAGACAACUGCACUGAAUUACGUUAGUGCUCAGCAGCUGCCAUGACAGGGGUGGGAGCAGAGGAUGACAUUCCUCUCUGUGAGAGGAAAACUGUCACAGACUUCUGCUAUCUCCUGGACAAGUCCAAGCAACUUUUCAAUGGCUUAAGGGAUUUGCCUCAGUAUGGACACAAGCAGUGGCAGUCUUAUUUCGGCCGAACAUUUGAUGUGUAUACCAAGCUAUGGAAGUUUCAGCAGCAGCACAGACAAGUCCUGGACAACCGGUAUGGUCUCAAAAGGUGGCAAAUAGGCGAGGUUGCCUCAAAAAUUGGCCAGCUGUACUACCAUUACUACCUCCGCACUUCGGAAACAAGCUACUUAAAUGAAGCCUUUUCUUUCUAUUCGGCCAUUCGCCAACGAUCGUAUUAUCACCAAGUCAACAAAGAAGACAGGCCAGAGCUGGUGGUUAAAAAGCUGAGGUAUUACGCUCGGUUUAUCGUUGUUUGUCUAUUGCUCAAUAAGAUGGACCUGGUCAAAGUGUUGGUCAAGGAGCUUUCUGAUGAAAUUGAGGACUACACCCAGCGCUUCAAUACAGAAGACCAGCUGGAGUGGAACCUGGUGCUGCAGGAAGUUGCUGCUUUUGUGGAGGCAGAUCCACUUAUGAUCCUAAAUGAUGACAACGGUGUGGUGGUCAUAUCCAAUCGGCUACAGGAAGGGGGCGUUCCCUCGCUUGAACAGGGCAUGGUGGUUGGCCAGCUCACCUUGGCAGAUGCGCUCAUCAUUGGCAACUGUAACAAUCAGGUGAAGUUUAGUGAGCUGACCAUCGAUAUGUUUCGUAUGCUUCAAGCUCUCGAAAGGGAACCGGUGAACUUGGCCACGCAAAGCUCCAAGCCAGGGACACUUGUAAGAGAAGACUCUUACACUCUCCCUGUCACUCUCUAUGAGCCCAAUGAAAAGCCGGCCAAGCGAGAGAAUCCUCAUAAAUAUCUCCUCUACAAACCAACCUUCAGCCAGCUUUACACUUUCCUGUCUGCCUCUUUCAAGGAGCUGCCAGCCAAUAGCGUUCUGCUGCUGUAUUUAUCUGCCACUGGAGUUUUCCCUAAUGGACGCUCGGAGUGUGAAGGACCUUAUGACUUUGGAGGCGUCCUGACCAAUACUAACAGAGAUGUGGUGAAUGGUGAAAUGGUGCAGAAGAGGAACCAGGCACAAAAAGAGAUGCACUGCCUCCACCCAGGAGACCUAUUCCCCUUUACCAGGAAACCUCUGUUUAUCAUUGUAGACUCAUCUAACAGCACAGCUUAUAAGAAUUUUUCCAAUCUGUUUGGCCAGCCACUGGUAUGCUUGCUUUCCCCUACAGUAUAUCCGAAGAGCAUGCAAGAUCAAUCUCAGCGUGGGAGUUUGUUUACUCUCUUCCUCUACAACCCCCUCAUGGGCUUCCUGUCUGUCUGUGGACUGACCAGCAUGCGCUAUGGAUUGUGGGAAAAGGCCCAGGAACUCCUGCGGAAGGUUUUCCAUGACAUCGGCCAAAUGAUCACCGGUUCACGAGUCAUAGAUCAAGCCUAUCUGCAGUUUUAUGGAGACGAGUUUCUGCGUCUGCUAAUGAUCCGCUUUGUGUUCUGCUGCACCACGCUUAGACUACACAAGCUCUUCCGGGAAGCGAGAAGUUUUCCAGAAUCCUACCCACCGCUGCCUAAACAGGAGAUGGUGGAGAGCAGCCUUCUACAGAAACAUGUGCUGGAGUUGGCAGCCAUGUUGGACGUGCAAAACCUUUUCUCUGAUGGCAUGUUGGAUAACUAUUGACCACAUGGUGGCACCAGGCCAAUUUAUGCACAUACACAUGCUCAUACACUCACACAUACACAAGUUGUACUGUAGGUAGUUUCUUCUGAAUAAACUUGGGUGUUUAACCUACUCUAAACAUUUAGAUCUAGAUAGUUUAAGAACUAUUCAAGAGAAAUGUUUCAUCUUUCUGGGCAGAUAUUUGCAUUCACAUAAAUGUAUAUAUUUUGAGAAACGACACAAACCCAGAGCGUUGCUCCCUCCCAGCAUACAGGAGAACAUGUUGAUUUUAUACAUACAUGCAUGUACUGUAUGAGGGCAGGCACAUGGACGUUCAGACCUGUUGAGGGCAGCUAUCACAGUUACUGAAGGUCAAUAGAGAGCACAAGGUAACAAUGCUAAAAAGAGAAGCAUUACAGAAUGUGAAGGGGAAACAUUUUUUAUGUUAAUAGGUGUAAUUACAGGGAAAUUCUUCCAAAAUGAGCCUCUGGCCUUGGCAAAACACAUUUCGAAAAAGGAAGAUUGUUUUUCCUCCUUAACACUUUGCCUCUGCAACGUUUACACUUUUUCCAUAGGAAGCGUGCUGCAUGUUUGCAUUUUCGGUUCUGCUCCGAUCUUUUAUACGUCUUGCCUUUUUUGUUUGGGUUUUGUCCGUUAACAUUCCUUCGUUUUUCUGAUUUUUCUGCGGAUUUUAGACUGGCCUUUUAAUGGAGGUUCACCAUGCCUCUUUUGGGUCAUUUUGGCCAUCCGCUGUCUCUCAAUUAAUCGCUACGUCCUAAACAGGAUCUCUGUCAACAGUUUUUAAAAAAGAGAUUGUUUUUUAGCAUGCCUCAGUAGUGUGGUAAACCCAUACUUACAUAGCUAAUGUAAUAACCUUAUGUCUUAUUCCAUGUCUGCCGUGGACACCAAUAGCCAACAAAGUUGUCUUUUAUAACGUCACAAAGACGUACAUGAUAAUUUUCCUGUACAUAGGUAAAAAUUUGUGUACAUAUAUCUCUCUCUCUCUCUAUAUAUGUAUAGUCCUAAGCAGUUAAUGUAAUGCAGAGAAGUGUGUCUGUCUGGGUUGUUCGUCGUGGCAGAUCUGUGAAAAGAUGACCCCUGCAUGUGACAGGGGCAGUGUUCUUGUGUCGAAUUUGUGAAUGGACCAUGCCACUGUCUCAACCCCGCAGUCAGAUGACAUUCCAACAUUCACUUGCAGAAGAGCUCCUCCUUUACAAUCCAUCCAUGUCAAGGACGAUGGAUGUCUUCUUGAGUCUAAUAAGAAGAAUUGAUGUGUUUUGUUUGUUUCAUUACAUCACAAUGAUAAUGAUGAUGAUAAUGGUUACAAUAAUAGCCUUGCACUUUACUUGCACUAUUUAAGUUUGACUUUGAUGUUAUAUUUAUUGUGCUUUUGGUAAGAGGCAUGUCUGAUCAUUCCAUUAUGUCACACUUGUUCGAGAGUGGCAAGAAGCUUUUUCUAGAUUGAAAAUGGCACACAAUAAGGCUUUGAAAAAUAUCACAGUCAUCACGGUUUACUAUCCCCCCACAGUUCGAUUGUGGCCAAUCAAAUGGGACCAAAAGAUUCUUGCAUGCGGAGAGCACAAGGUCCCAUAGACUAAUGUAAUACCUUCUCAUCUCUCUCGCCUUUAGUACGGCAACUCGACCCUUGUCAUUGAAUCGCGUUUGUAUUUUUGCAUGUUUGCAAGAUUAAAUAUAAUCCAAAUAUAGCUGCUUCCACUAACGUAUUUUUCGAAGAAUACCCCGCUUACGAAAAAGAGAGAAGUUUGCCGAACAAAUCACUGCCAAACAGAAUCAACAUUUACAUGGAUUUUCCACUGCCCAAAUUAUGCAGACAAUUGUGUUCUCUCGCAGGCACAGAUUGUUUUAUGGCCUUGCUCUUUAUUUGGUUUGCCAAAAGCAAGAGAUGAGCAGGGAAACAGAUGGUGAAUGCCACGGUUUCCUCUCUUUCGAGUCUGCUGACCAUGACUGGUUGACCAUUGAAUGUUUUUGCCUUGUUUUAUUUAAUUUGUGUUAGUAAUACAAGUGGGUUGAUUUAAUGUCUCGACAUUCUCUAAAUUACCCUGUAAAUUCUUGCUGAGGUUGUCAUUGUGUAGUGCUAUGUUCACAGCCUCCCUUUAAAAUAAGAGCACAGGGACAAAUUAGAAGCACUUACAGUAUGCAUGAAAUGCACCACAAGAAUUUACCAAUCUUGGAUUUAGGACAAAAAUGCAACACAGUUUUGAUAUGGAGAGAUGAUUUUAUCUUGAGUGCUUUCUUACCAGGACAUAAUCUGAUUUCUGUAGAUGCAGAUGUUAUUUAUCUCUGCUUUAUUUUAAUGCCACAGUUAUUCGCUUUAACAGCCAUGAUUUGAAGGAACAGAUACAUUUGUGUAUUUUUUAUUUUGUUUUAAAUUGUAAUCAUGGUUUGUGGGGCCAUAUCUAAGGUGUAGUACGGGUGAUUUCUACCAGUUCCUGCUGUUGACGUGGGGAACAUUUUCAAAAGUGAUGUAAUGGUCAGAAUACUCUUUCUUUAUAAGUUAAGGGGUUCUAGAGUUGCUAGUGGAACAUACUUGCAUUGUCCAGUUGUCAUGUGUUUUUAAUCACUUAAAUGUUUUGUCUUAUCUGUUGCCAAAUUAUAUUUGAUGUUUGUUGUUAAAUGCAGAAAAAAGAACAAUGAAGAAAUGUGAUGAUACCAAACCAUGCAAGCUUUUUGUUUUUAAGAAUGCUAUUUAAGAACAUUAAAAAGUUAUGACUGUUUUGCUUAACUUUUGGUGUGCCUUUAAUCGCGUUUAUUCUACUUUCAUUCCACGAAGGAUAGUUUUUAUUUUAGCAAAUCAAAUAAGGAGAAUUCAGUCUAAAGUCUCUUAAAAGGUGCAAUGUGGGACUUUUAGAAGAAUCUGCAGAAAUGUAAUAUAAUAAAUAUAACUAUAUUAAAGGAACAGUAUGUAGGAUUGUGGUCAAAACUUGUACUGGAAUCACAAAACCUGUGGCUAAAACUGGUACUGCAAUCUCACAACUGGUGGCCAAUACCCAACAUGACAACAUAAACAUCAGUUGAGGGCUGCAACUCCACUUUUUAAAUGACAAUAUCCUGAACAGACCACUGUUGUCAGUGAUAUAAGUAUUUGAAAUGAAAAUGAUUUAUUAAUGUCUAGUGACAUAUCAGGGCCAUUUUAUGAUUAAUUGAUAUACAUUUCUUACAUACUGUUCCUUUAAAUAUAACAGUGGUGUAUAUAGCAGAUGUCUUCAUGGGUCCACACCCGAGUGGGUUUGGGUCUAAAAGUUUCAUGUGUGCCUCUGACACGAGUCGGGUAUAAUAUUAGCAGCCUUUGGUAAUUUAAAAUGAAUGUGUUUUUGCUGAACGCGUCCAAACUAUCUCGCGUAAGUCCUUUUCCAACCUCUCUUCUGUUUGUCAAGAGCGCUUGCGAC
Paramisgurnus dabryanus is the source of this 5382-nucleotide messenger RNA. Lineage: Eukaryota; Metazoa; Chordata; Actinopteri; Cypriniformes; Cobitidae. The record is from RefSeq and is a predicted model, not a curated record.